Solanum stenotomum is the source of this 396-nucleotide messenger RNA. RefSeq names its product EG45-like domain containing protein. NCBI's taxonomy places the organism in Eukaryota, Viridiplantae, Streptophyta, Magnoliopsida, Solanales, Solanaceae. The record is from RefSeq and is a predicted model, not a curated record. Gene Ontology annotation, cellular component: apoplast; cell wall. Gene Ontology annotation, biological process: systemic acquired resistance. The coding region runs from base 1 to 396 and encodes 131 amino acids. The transcript has 2 exons.
AUGGCAAUUCCUAAAAAUAUUUUUCUUGUUAUUAUUGGUUUUUUGGCUACUUUCUCUAUAGUUUUGGCUAAACCAGGAAUUGCAUCAUUUUAUAAUAGUAGCUAUGUUCCGUCAAAGUGUUAUGGAACCAAACCACAAGGUGACAUGGUAGCAAAAGUUGGUUCUAAAUCUUUAUGGGAUGAUGGUGCCAUUUGUGGAAAAAAAUUUAAUGUGACAUGUACUGGAGAAACAAAUAAAUAUUUGUUACAUCCUUGUACUGGUAAAAGUGUUGUGGUGAAGAUUGUUGAUUAUUGUCCUGAAUGUACUGCUGAUGCAACUUUUUAUCUUCCUGAAAAAGCUUUUGAAACUAUUUCUAUGGUUAUGGCUUUCGAAGUCAAGAUCGAUUACGUCCAGUAA